This is a messenger RNA of Ictalurus furcatus (blue catfish), 2337 nucleotides long. It is a transcript of the gene g3bp2b, whose product is annotated as G3BP stress granule assembly factor 2b. Gene Ontology annotation, cellular component: cytosol; ribonucleoprotein complex. The record is from RefSeq and is a predicted model, not a curated record. Bases 413 to 1921 code for a protein of 502 amino acids. Gene Ontology annotation, molecular function: mRNA binding. The transcript is spliced from 14 exons. Lineage: Eukaryota; Metazoa; Chordata; Actinopteri; Siluriformes; Ictaluridae.
CCGCUGGGGGUUCCUCGCGCGCGCCGCAGGGGGGAGAAGAGCCGGCCGAAGCGCUGUGUGUAUAUCAGAAACAUCAAAAACGAUUCAGUCUCCGAUAAAAAACGACUUCUGGUCAAAAACAAAACAUCGUUUACAGUUUAUUUUUUCUCCUCGGAGCUUCCGCGAGCACACAGCAGUCCGCGUGAGCGCCGAUUUUCGUUUUUUUUGCUGUCUCUACCUGUCUGUCUGUCUCUCUCUCUCUCGAUCUGUCUCUCUCUCUCUCGAUCUGUCUCUCUCUCGAUCUGUCUGUCUCUACCUGUCUGUCAGGUGUGUUAGAGCUCCACAGUAACAGGGUUGUUCCUCUCCAGUUGAGUCGGUGUCGAUUCAAAGUCGGAUCUUCUUCAGCAUCCCACAUCCAGGUGACCUGAAAGAGAUGGUGAUGGAGAAACCGAGCCCUUUGCUCGUAGGGCGUGAGUUCGUCAGGCAGUACUACACACUCCUGAACAAAGCGCCCGAUUACCUGCACAGGUUCUACGGGAGGAACUCAUCGUAUGUGCACGGGGGUUUGGACAGCAGCGGGAAACCUGAGGAGGCCGUGUACGGUCAGGCUGAGAUCCAUAAGAAGGUGAUGUCCCUGCAGUUCAGCGAGUGUCACACUAAGAUCCGACAUGUGGACGCUCAUGCCACGCUAGGGGACGGAGUGGUGGUGCAGGUCAUGGGCGAGCUGUCCAACAGGGGACAACCCAUGAGGAGGUUCAUGCAGACCUUCGUCCUCGCACCCGAGGGUUCUGCUGUGAACAAGUUCUAUGUUCACAAUGAUAUUUUCCGCUAUGAAGAGGAAGUGUUUGGAGACUCCGAGGCUGAGUUGGGAGAGUCUGAGGAAGAGGAGGCAGAGGAAGAGCAGGUGGAGACCCACACAUCUCCUGAACCUGCACAGGACAGCGCGCCUUACUACGAGCCUCCACCAGUCAGUAAUGGCAUGGAGGAGCAGCAGGAAGAGGCAGGACCUGAGGCGGAACCAGAACCCCAGCCAGAGCCCGAGGCCAAUCAGGAGGCAGAGGCGGACCUUAGCGCUGAGGGAGAGCUUCAGCCUGAGGAGGUGGAGCCUGAUACAGAAGAGAAGCUUACAGAAGAGGUGGAGGAGAAACCCCCGACCCCUGUGUCGGCCCCAACUCCGCCCCCUCAGACCCCUGAACCGCCCAAGCCGUUCUCUUGGGCUUCGGUGACCAGUAAGAAUCUGCCACCCAGCGGCUCUCUGCCCACCUCUGGCAUCCCGCCUCACGUAGUGAAGGCCUCCAGUGUACCACCCAGAGUGGAGGUAAAGCAGGAUUCCCACGCUCCGUUGCCUAGAGACCAGCGACGUGAGAGACCCGGAUUCACACCACGUGGACCCAGACCAGAUGGCGCUUCAGCUGAGGCCCAAGGUGGGAAACCUUACUUCAGCUUUAAAGGUCGUGGGGACUCUGAAGGAGGUGAGGCUGAAGGGCGCCGGACGGUGCGUCACCCCGACAGUCAUCAGUUGUUUGUGGGAAAUCUUCCACACGACAUCGACGAGGGCGAGCUGAAGGAAUUCUUUAUGACGUUCGGGACAGUGGUGGAGAUGCGCAUCAACACGAAGGGUGUCGGGGGGAAGCUGCCCAACUUCGGCUUUGUUGUGUUUGAUGACUCUGACCCUGUGCAGAGGAUCUUAGCAGCCAAGCCAAUCAUGUUCCGCGGUGAGGUUCGUCUGAACGUGGAGGAGAAGAAAACCCGCGCUGCCAGAGAGCGUGAAACCAGGGCUGCCGGAGACAGUCGCCGUGGAGACCGUGGUCCCAGGGGCAUCAUGGGUAACGGGAUGGGGCGUGACCGAGACGGACGUGGCCCACCUCCGUCCUCCUCCAGGCCUACGAUUGGUUCGGGCCGAGGCAGUGGAGAGAGUCGGUUCGCCGGGCCACGUCGCUGAGUGGGUGGAGUCAUCCUGAACUGCGUUCGCUCUAUCGCGUGCUCGCUCUCUCUCUCUCUCUCUCUCUCUCUCUCUCUGUCUCUCGCUUUCUGUCUUUCUCUCGCACUCUCGUCACAUCAAUGGGCCGAAAAUUUACAAAAAAAUAUUUUUUCCUUUACAUACUUUUGUUUGUUUGUUUCCUUUUUGGAAUGUGACCGGCUAUCAACAUCAACAACGACAACAGCUACUACGAUGAUGAUGAUGAUAAGGACCACCAUUUGAUGUGAAAGAUAAAAACGCAAAACUUUCUUCUCUCUCUCUUACACACACACACACACACACACACUGAGUCGUUUAGAAAAUUCAUCGCUUUCUUUUGUGGGUUUUUUUUCUUUGCAAGGAAAAGGGGGCGUGGCUUGUUUUCUAUAGCGCAAAGA